Thyridium curvatum is the source of this 3081-nucleotide messenger RNA. RefSeq lists its product as uncharacterized. The transcript has 9 exons. Bases 1 to 3081 code for a protein of 1026 amino acids. The record is from RefSeq and is a predicted model, not a curated record. Gene Ontology annotation, biological process: N-terminal peptidyl-methionine acetylation. Gene Ontology annotation, molecular function: protein-N-terminal amino-acid acetyltransferase activity. Lineage: Eukaryota; Fungi; Ascomycota; Sordariomycetes; Thyridiales; Thyridiaceae. Gene Ontology annotation, cellular component: NatB complex; cytoplasm.
AUGUCUUCCUAUGGCCGGUAUUACAGACCGGCCUUGAAGCAAUCUGUCGAUGUGCAGCUGCAGACGGCCUUUAGUGACGGCAACUGGUCCAGCGUCGUCAGGCUGGCUGAUAAGCGGGCCAAGAGCACAAACGACCCCUACUACGAGGCUGUCAAGGUCUGCGCCGAGUCACAGCUCGAGUCGUUGACCGAGCGGUGUGCCGCUGCUGUCGCCGUUGAUGUGCUGGUGCGCAAAGGCACUACGCCGAAAGACGUCGAGGCCUUGGAACUCUACGAGUGGGCAUGCCGUGACGCACAGCCGCCUCUGGACUACGCAGAGACCCUCGGCGUACUGAGAUCGAGAUGGGUCAAGGCCAAUCCCAGGAGCUUAGCGGGAAUUUCUUGCCUUCAAGCUUGUCUCGGCCAGUGGGAUCUUGUCAAUGCUCAGCAGAUCGCAGCUAUUCUUGACAAGUCUGGCAAUGCAAGCGACAGGAGAUAUAUGUACUGGAGCAUAGCGCUCACGUACCUCCUCUCUACGAGUCCGCAAUGCCCAGAGAGCAAGAAAAAGAUCUAUGGAAUGCUUGCUGUUAAGCAAUUAGAACGAGCGUCUGAGAUCGCAGUAACGAAAGCCGAGCAGACAGGAGACAAGGCCAAGCCCGCCGCUGUAUCUGAUCGCGAUAUGAGAGAGGAAGAGGAGUUCAUCCUUUAUUACAAGAUCCUCAAGGCGCAGGAUGCCCGCGACGACUUUGUCAAGAAGAUCACCAACCAGCAUAUCGGCGCACUCAAGCUUUUCAACGAGGGCAAGAAGCACCUUUUGCUCGAAGCCAUCGCCGCUUUCAAGUCGUGGGAACGGUGGGACCUGACCUUCGACUUUUGCCAGAAUGUUCUCAGCGUUACAGAUCUAGACGGAUCCCCUUCAUUCCUCGCCUCGGACUGGCAAAUCUGGAAGAGCUUCAUUGCUGCCGCUGCUAAGCAGAGUGACCCAGACAAGGCUUUCGAAGUAGUCCAGGACGUUUUGCAACGGUUUACAUCGUUCAAAUCCAAGAUUGCCCAGAUGUAUGUCAAGAACAUCAGUCGCGCGCUGGUCGAGAUCGCGUUCCGAAUGCCACCUACGCUUUUGUCCGCCAGCACAGACCCAGCACAGCCCUCUGCCAGAGUAGUGCAGCUUUGCCUUUUUCUCGAGAAACAUUUCGACAAGAGCUCUGUGUUUGACGAUCUCAGGAGCUACGUGGAGGAGAUGUCAUUUGUGGAGACCAGGUCUCUCCUGGAUCAGGUGCUCCCGAAAAUGCUUGAAGCUGACUCUGAUCCCGUUCGCAAAACUACCCUUCGUCUUUUCUCCCUGAAGCUCAGAUACUUCUUGACCACCUGUCCACAAAGCCUGGGCCAGCCAACUUCCUCUACUGCCGCGCCAUCGGAUGACGUUCACAUACUCCGCUACCAAUGCAAAACAUGUGAAUCGGUGGUCGGGAAAGCUUGCCCAGCCUGUCUUCGACAGCUUUCAUCGGACGCCAUAGCAGCAUAUGAAGUAGUCGACGCCGAUUCUGACCUUGUCAAACAGAUCCCCGAGAUGGAUAAGGACUCUCGGGUUGAUCUGGCAUUGCUUGUGGCCUUUAGCCUUCUGAAGCUUUCUGGCCUUUUUGAAGAUCAGGAGAUCGUUAGCACUGGCCCUCUGACAGAUGUUGAAAUGACACCUUUGCUCCAGGCCGUAGUCCUUCUAGACGCCCAGCUACAGAGGAACACGAACGACAUUCCAUUGCGUAUCCUGCUGGUCCAGCUGUAUCUGCUUCUCGGCUGCGGGUCAUAUGCCUAUCAGCUGUGGACACCUCUCGAUGUCAAAAGAACGAUUCAGGACGCGUUGAGCCCUUUGUUCUUCGAUAGGAUAUCGAGUAUCGCCCCCGGGCUCUUUCACGGCAGCAGACCUCUGACAGAACCUUUGCGAUCAUACUACUCAAGCACCCUGCGCGACCCGGCUCCCGUCAGAAUAUGGGAUGCGUUUCAGUCUGGGAGCUACAGCAGUAUCUUAGACAUGGCAGAGUACGAUGAUAGACUACGAAAGAGCUGCACUCGUGUCAUGGCGGUAGUGGAGGAGCGACAAGCGGCAAGGGCUUUCGGCGGGAGGCUGGAGGACUUGGAUGAUGUUCCCAUCUUCUCUGAGAUUGACGAUGCGACUACCCUUGUAAAUGCCAUUGACUACGGAUCCAUCCCCAGCCUCGAGAGUUCCUAUGUCCCGUCUGUGGCCAGGUCACUGCGCCUCGGGCCUCCUCUCUCAAACACGAGGGCACACCUUUCGAUGCUGGCUGAAGAAUACCACGAACUCAUCUCUUACAAGCCUCCCAAGGAUUACAAGCCCGCCAAGCCAAACGACGCUGCCCUCAAGGACCGCGCCUUUGUCCUGGAAUCUCUCUCGUCCCUGCACAACUCGAUGACCACCUUCCUCCACCUCGCCGCUACGCCAUCGCACCUGACCAGCGCAGAGUUGUCCUACUUCACUAUUCUCUCCCUCCUUGCCGGCGCGCUCGUAACAGCCCUGACGGCAGACCGCACCGCCCCCGUCCCCUCGACGUUCAACCUCCUCACCUCGUCCAUCAAGUCCGCCCUCUCGUCCCUCCGUGCCGCCUUCCUGUCCACUUCGUCUUCCUCUCCUUCAACAUCGACACCGACCCCGCCCCUGUCCGAGGCGCGCACCUUCUACGCCCUGUCGGACCAGCACACCAUGUCGACGCUGCGCGACGCCGCGCUGGCCAUCAAGCACAGCGCCGCCUUUGUGUUGUCACACAACGAGGCGCAGGCCCAGCGCGACAAGUCCGGGCGGUCGAAUCUGCACAAGGAGGUCCUGGCCGAGAUGCGCGGGCUCGAGGCCCUUGGGGGCAAGACGGCGGACGAGGUGCGUGACAGCGUGAGGACACUCAAGGAGCGGCUCGGGGAGGGCGGGUGGCUGGAUCGGGUGGAGGAGUGGUGCGGCCUGAACGGGAAUGGGGACGAGACCGCGAAUGCGCUGCUGCGGGUUGUUGGCGGGGAGAUCUUUGUGGAAGAGUGGAUUGGGCGUGUCCUAGAAAGCUGGAGGGAGGGGGUCAAGGGGUGGGGGAUGGUGAGGUGGGAGUAG